GCCCUUUGUGGGGCUGCGAGCUCGGUGGAGAACUGAGAGCUCCGUCUUCUCUGCUGACGCCGCUGGCGGUGGGGCUGUCUCCAGGAGGCGGACCGGCGAACGCCCAGUGCCCGCACUCGGCUGCCUGCCGCGCCUGUCUGCGCCCGUGACAUCCUUACACGGGACGCAGUGACCGUUUUUAAAUCACAAGGGCGUGGGUCAGGCUCCCCUAGGACUUCAUGUCUGUAUAUUUCCCCAUUCACUGCCCUGACUAUCUGAGAUCGGCCAAGAUGACUGAGGUGAUGAUGAACACUCCAUCCAUGGAGGAGAUUGGCCUUAACCCCCGAAAGGAUGGCCUUUCCUACCAGAUCUUCCCGGAUCCGUCAGACUUCGACCGCUGCUGCAAACUGAAGGACCGUCUGCCCUCUAUCGUGGUGGAGCCCACAGAGGGGGAGGUGGAGAGCGGGGAGCUACGGUGGCCCCCGGAGGAGUUCUUGGUCCAGGAGGAUGAGCAGGAUAACUGUGAAGAGACAGCGAAUGAAAACAAGGAGCAGUAAAGUCCGGCCGGCGCCCCCGGGUCACACCAGCCAGCGUCUGUACCUGAACUGUGUUCUUUCCCACUGCGACGGAAGGAGAGCGUGCGCCACACUAGUUCUGAAAACGGCCAGCGAUGGCUUCCGUUUUGCACCUGCAGAUCACUGAGUUGGUUUUCUUUUCUUUUCUUUUCCUUUUUUGAGAUGUUGGGCAGCAGAGCCCUCUGCGACGACGUGCCAGGCCUUCUGAGAAAGGAAGCUGCUUAGAGCCAGGGUGGGGGUGCGGCGAGGCGGUGCAUCUUUGAGAUCUUUAUCUGAACCCAAGCAGGCUGGGGGCAGUGGUGGGAUUCCAGUGGGCUCUGGGCUGGGGGGGUGGGAUGGGGGAGGUGCAAAGCCAGCCAGGAACAUCCAGGGGUAAGAAAACGAAUAGGAGACAGAAGAGAAAAUACAUGUUGUAAAGAAAACAUAGAGCAGAGAAGUCCCGACCCCGCAGCCAUUUGCUCUAGCUGCGGGGACUUCUCGCUCCAGUUUCACACACUGUCAGCCUUCGCUUUUAUUUUGGGUGUGCUAGUCUGCUAUGGGGAGGCAGGUAAGGAGCAGUAGAACCUGGCUGCCUGCAAAGCCAGCUGGAGGUCAUGCUGGGAAAGAAAAAAAGUCUCCUAGUUCCUUCCCCACGCCCCUCCCCUCAGGCCCUGGCAGGUGCACUUGCCUGCUGUAAGCCGGAGGGUUUUUUAAGAGGCCGCACCUUUGAGCUCUCCCCUGAUUUCAUCCUUUUUGCCCGCCAGCCCUUUGGAAGUAGUGAGAGCCCUUCCCACCCUUGUUGGAAGACCGAGGUAGAUGCUUCAACACCAAGGCCUCUUUCCAGUGGCUCCCCCUAGACUUGCUCUCUCCCUGAGCCGAGGCCCAGAGCGGUGGGCUCUCCCAGGCCGGCCCUUCCCUCUCCUGCCCUCCACCCUCCUCAGCCCCAGCCACAGCCGUCAGGCCCAUGUGGCUGCCAGCCCUGCGGCAGAUUCCAGCCAGCCUGACCAGCCACAGCACCCACUACGCUGUGGGAUUUUGGCCUUUUUCUGGUGGGAGCUGAGUGGUAAGCAGAGGAGGCUUUUUCUGUUUCUUGUUGGGGGCAGAAUCUUUCAUGCAGGUCCCAAGAGCUGGCAAAGCCUGGGAAUUAUUGGAUGGCAGUGACUGGCUUUCAUGUAUUCACCUGGAACUAAAGGGUGUUGUGAAAUCCCUGGCUUCUUCCAUGGUGUUCCUGAGUGUGGGAGGAGGGUGGCAUGGGGGACACCUCCUACUUGUCCCCGGCAAGGGCACAGUUGCAUGAGAAAGCUAGCUUGGACUUAGAGCUUCUUAUCAUAGUUAAGAACCAUCUGGAGCUGCAAAGAUUGCAGAACAAACUCUUCAAACCAUCUCUGUCUCACAGCAGGACAGUGCAGCCAAGAGGUGAGUUCAAGACCCUCCCUGGGACUGAACUCGGCCAACCAAGACACCCACCAUGUCCCCUCAGGUCUCCAGUCAGUCCAGGUCGACCCCGGCCAGGACUUGCUUGUUGGGUUUUAUUUAAUACCUCCAGGUUAGUGUGGGUCUGGAGAACGCUGGGGCAGGAGGACACGUCAGCGGGGCUUGGUUCUUGGAAGCCACUGCUCACCCCCUCACCCCUCGGCCCCCACCCUCUGUGUUGCCUGCUCGUGUUGCACACACCAAUGGCAAUAACUUCUUCCAGCUCCUCAAGCAAGUGGGAGAGGCCUGCAGCCUGCCCUGCGAGGGGAUU
This is a messenger RNA of Camelus dromedarius (Arabian camel), 2277 nucleotides long. It is a transcript of the gene LBH, whose product is annotated as LBH regulator of WNT signaling pathway. The transcript has 3 exons. The record is from RefSeq and is a predicted model, not a curated record. Bases 219 to 536 code for a protein of 105 amino acids. Gene Ontology annotation, biological process: positive regulation of DNA-templated transcription. Gene Ontology annotation, cellular component: nucleus. NCBI's taxonomy places the organism in Eukaryota, Metazoa, Chordata, Mammalia, Artiodactyla, Camelidae.